Molecule: messenger RNA, 312 nt
Organism: Entrophospora sp. SA101
Lineage: Eukaryota; Fungi; Glomeromycota; Glomeromycetes; Entrophosporales; Entrophosporaceae
Source: the annotation of a GenBank genome assembly
AUGCUUGGUUAUGAAGGUUCAAUUGCUAAUAAGUUCACUAAUACAAAAAGAAGACAUCUUAGGAGUUGUCCACAUUUUAGAAAUGGUAGAGAUUCAAGAAGUGUUGGAGAAACAAUGAAAAUGAAAAUCCAAAAAAAAAAACGUAAUGAUGGAGAUGUAAAAUAUCCGCCUUUACUUAUUGAAUUAAAAAAUUUGCCAAGAUGCAGAAUAUUAGUAGUGGGAGAUGUAAAAACAGGUGCUUUAGCUGCGCCUAAAGCUACUGCAACGGCUCAAAAAACUGAAGUGAAAAACUUCAAGAAAUUGAACAAUUGA